AAUAUUAUUGACAAUUAGUGAGUGCGUUUGACAAUUUAAUUUAAUCUGAGUAUCCUACUGAGCUAAUCUACAAUAUUAUCACAAUUAAGGAGAUUAUUUUAAUUGUUGUUUUGUUAAAUAAACAUUGAAUCUCAUCUGCAUAUCAAAUUAACUAAAUUAUCUUCACGAAAUCAAUUGCUGAUCAGUUGACGAUCAAUGAAACAAUUGAAUCUUUUUCAUCUUCAACUCCUGUGGUUAAUUUAACUUUAGUUAAUUAUUUCAUCUGAUCAUCAUCAUGAUUACCGUUAUUAUUAUUAUAAAAACCAGUUGAUCUUUAUUGAUUGUUUAUUAGUAAACAAUCAACGAUUAUAAAUCUAAUUAAACAUGUUGCUCCUAAUAACAGUUACUCUUAUUGUCUGUGAUUUAUUUUCAACCUCAUUGCUUGUUAAUUGUGAUCUUGGAGCAUUGGAAAGUAAAAUUGUCAAUUCCAAUGAUCGUGGGACAAUUGAUUCAGUUAAUUGUAACACCGAAAGGCCUGUGAUCGGUAUAUUGUCCAUUCCUUGGGACGAUGAACACAAAGUCGAGAUCAAUAGUUCGAGUUACAUUGUCGCAAGUUAUGUGAAGCUCAUUGAAUCAGCUGGUGCUCGAGUUAUUCCAGUUUUAGUCGGUGGUCAUCCUGAAUACUAUGAAAAUUUGGUUAACAUAACCAAUGGAAUACUUUUCACCGGCGGUGGACUUAACCUGACCACUUCUGAGUACACAAGAUCAGCUGUUCACAUCUGGAACUAUGUCAAUGAAAUUAAUUCACGUGGUGAUUAUUAUCCAUUAUUUGGUGUUUGCCUUGGAUUUGAAUUAAUUGCUUACAUUGCAAACAAUUUAACUUGGCCUUUGACACGCUGUUCCUCAUGGGAUAAGCCAAUGAAUCUGAACUUCACCCUUAAUUCAGAUGAGCUUAAAUCAUCAACUAAAUUGUUCAACAAAGCUGAUGAAUCAAUUAUCAAGACUCUACAAGAUGACAAUGUUACAAUUAACUAUCACCACCAAUGCUUAACACCAGAAACUGUUAAAUCAAGCCAACAAUUAAGUGAUACUUUCCGUAUACUUUCAACUAAUUAUGAUUCUAAAGGCCUUGAAUUUGUUUCAAUCAUUGAGGGUGUUAAUUACCCUUAUUAUGGUUUACAAUUUCAUCCUGAUCGUGUACUAUUUGAGCCCAAUAUCGUUAAAUCAUAUCGGAAGACACCACAUAGCCCUGAGGCGAUUAAGGUUUCCCAAUAUUUUGCCGAUUUUUUCAUUGAUCAAUCUCGUCUUAAUUGUCACCAAUAUCCUGACACUGAAGAGGCUCAUCGACAAUUAAUCUACAAUUAUUGUCCAACUUUCACUGGAUUAAAUGGAUCACACGAGCAAACCUAUUAUUUUACUUGGUGAUUAGUGAAAUAAACAAUUGAUGAAAACUGUUGGUAAUCAAGAGAUAGUUCAACUAAUUCAGUUUCUAUCCAAUUAUCAAGAGCAAUUAACCAAUAAUUAUGUACUCUCAACUAUUGAGCAAACAAUUAAAUCUGAUGAUAUAAUCAUAUGUUAAUAAUUAUCUUA
Molecule: messenger RNA, 1569 nt
Organism: Panonychus citri (citrus red mite)
Lineage: Eukaryota; Metazoa; Arthropoda; Arachnida; Trombidiformes; Tetranychidae
Product: gamma-glutamyl hydrolase-like
Biological process (GO): tetrahydrofolylpolyglutamate metabolic process
Cellular component (GO): vacuole
Molecular function (GO): gamma-glutamyl-peptidase activity
Source: RefSeq, a predicted model, not a curated record